GUACUGAUUUUUAACCGAGCAGUGUCACGACCAUAUCAUACAGCGAGAAAAGCGGGAUUGUACUGCGUUUAAGCGGUUUCUGCGAGAGGAUACGAAACAGCCGCUUCUCGUUUGUGAACAUCUGGGCAGAGAUGUAACAGUUUCCCGGCAUUGGCGUUGUGUUUUUGUUGCUUUUGUUGCAAUUUGUUGUGGGGACCUCCCUAAAGCCUCAACUCAGGAACUCUGACAUUCCCUGUCUUGGCAGCUACACUGUUUUCCUUUUGCCGCAUGUGCAGAAAAUGGCAACUGCUCUCAGUGGACGCCCACCUAACAAUCGGAAAGGCCGUAUUUUAGGCAUUAUUGACGCCAUCCAGGACGCUGUCGGACCCCCAAAGCAAGCGGCCGCGGACCGCCGGACCGUAGAGAAGACAUGGAAACUCAUGGACAAAGUGGUGAGGUUAUGUCAGAACCCCAGACUACAGCUGAAGAACAGUCCUCCAUACAUCCUGGAUAUUUUACCCGACACAUACCAGCACCUUCGACUGAUUUUGUGCAAAUACGAGGAGAACCAGAGACUCACCCAGCUGAGCGAGAAUGACUAUUUCAAAGUGUACAUCGACAGCCUGAUGAAGAAAUCCAAAAGAGCAAUUCGCCUCUUUAAGGAAGCCAAAGAGAGAAUGUACGAAGAGCAGUCACAAGACAGACGAAACCUCACCAAACUUUCCCUGAUUUUCAGUCACAUGUUGGCCGAAAUAAAAGCUAUUUUUCCUGGUGGACAGUUCCAAGGAGACACAUUUCGCAUCACCAAGGCCGACGCUGCAGAAUUUUGGAGAAGGUCAUUUGGAGAAAAGUAAGUUUCGUCCCUUUUU
Molecule: messenger RNA, 848 nt
Organism: Danio rerio (zebrafish)
Lineage: Eukaryota; Metazoa; Chordata; Actinopteri; Cypriniformes; Danionidae
Source: RefSeq, a predicted model, not a curated record